AGGGUGCCGGUGUGUGUUGAUGCCGCCAUAGGUGGAGGUUGCACCGAAGCAUGUUCGGAUUAAUGCUAUGAUCAUCACAGGCUCCCUGCCUGCGCCGGCCAACGUGACGCACUGAGAGUGAAGGCGCGCCGCACAUUGGAUUAGAGCCAGUGACAGCGGAGGGAUCACCAAGUUGAGAUGCUUUAAGAUCUUGUGAUUGUGUGAGGAGGAUGCUCCUGUCUCGCAGUUGUUAUGGUGUGUUAAGUUUGGACUGGAAAUAACGUAAAGGAGCGUGUUCCUCUAUCAGGGAUGUAUUUCCUUGAAAUGCAAUAAGAGAUCAGGUAAAGUGGACGUAGUUUUAGGGCUGUGAAGAGGUCUAUGCUGGGAGAGGAGCGAACAAAGCGUGCGCUAGGCUCAGUGCAUAUCUGGGUAAACAAAUAUGACGGCCGAUUUUGACGUUGUCUUAUGUCUGCUGAUGAGCAACCAUGUCCCUGACAGAAUGACAAAUCUCGGAUGAAUUCUGGGGUGUGAUUAGGUAACUAAUUGCGUUUUUAUUUUGGAUGAAGGGGGAUCUAAUCCAGGUGGCGCAUCUCUCUCCCCGGUUGCGCGUAAUGGGAGAAAAGUUUCGGACCUUGCAGAGGAGACGCACUCGCACCAUCCUGCCGACGGCGCGCUUUUAAAUAACAUGAGAAUCCUGCUCUUCUGCCCACGGACGACCAAGUUUGAAAGUGAAUUUCAGCCACCCGGUAUGACUUGAAAUACCCCUGAGGUUAUCGGAACUUGCAUUAAGCCAGUUAACGAUCCAUGAACCGCCGACCCGAUUUGUUUAAAGACACACAGACGGACAUUAAUGAUCUAGAGAGGAUUUUUGCAGCAGCAGCAGCAGCAGCGCAGUGACAGCCCGAUCUCAGUCCGAAGGAGAGAGAGAGAGAUUCCUCUGGAUGCCUAUGAUGUUGUGCCAGCUCGGGCAGAGGUGUGUGAUGGAGUUGGUGGUGCUGACCAUCCUGUCCUGGGUGUCCGUGUGGGCAGAAGAGAAGAUCAUAUUUGACAGACACGCAGUUUACUGGAACAGCUCCAAUCCCAAGUUCUGGCACGGAGAGUACAGAGUGGCAGUGAACAUCAAUGACUAUCUGGACAUCUACUGUCCUUACUACGAGGGGCCUCCAUCCCAUGGACGCAUGGAGCGCUACAUCCUCUUCAUGGUCAACCAGGAGGGCUACAAUUCCUGUCAGCACAGGAUGCGCGGCUUCAAGCGCUGGGAGUGCAACCGUCCCAGCGGUCCUGAUGGACCCCUGCGCUUCUCAGAGAAGUUCCAGCUCUUCACUCCCUUCUCCCUGGGCUUUGAGUUCAGGCCUGGACAGGAGUACUACUAUAUCUCGUCUCCUCAUCCAAACCAUGUGGGGCGGGCAUGUCUAAAGCUGAAGGUGUAUGUUAGACCUCCAGAUGGGUCGGGAUAUGAUUCGCCGGAGCCCUUCCUGACUGAUGGCAGUCCAGGCCGGAGGCUAGGGUCCAUGGCCCUUUUAGCUGUUUUGGCCUCUCUUGUCCUGGGAUUCUUCUCCUGGCUGUGACCGUUAUCCCUCUUUUCCUGGAGCCCCCACCCAGGGUUUGCUGGAUUGGGCUUGCUGUCCCUCUAAGACCACCACCCCUCAGGGAAGCCUUCUGUUUCCACCACACCCUUGCCCAGAUCCACCUUUAUACCCCCACUGCCAGCCUCCUCUGUGGCCCAGCCACGCACAUCCUUACUAGGCCUGACUAACAGAGCUGGAUGUUGAACUGCCUGUGAAGAUGCCCUUCAACUCUGAUCCCUGAAUUCUGGGUGGAACAACACCUCUCGGCUGAAAAACACAAGGGAAAUGUUUCUGUACUCAUAUCAAGGGGUCCUUUUGAUUUGACUAUUGACUCUUGGCCACUGAUGGGGUGGACGUAGCCAUGGCUGUGAUUAAACUUGUCAUUCCAGUGCAAUUCCUAUCAUUCAAUCAUAGCAGGAUGAAUUAAGUGAUAGGCUUGUGAUGCACAAAAAUUGGAUUUCACUCACAUUGCUAUCCAAUCCUCAGACCAAGAAUUGGAAGUGGCCAAGUUUGCAUUGUAAUUGGAAUUCUAAACUAUCUGGAGGAAUUCCAUCUGCAGCAAGAAUAAGAGCAGAUGUACAGAGAUGGAGAGGAGGAAAGUGCAGCGGCCUGUGCAGAAAACAAUGCAGGCACAGAUUUAAAUAAAUGUUGCCAUAUGGGAAAUGUAAUAUUAUAUGUGUUGAUAUUUUCAGACCCAGUGUAGAUUCAUAGCACUGAUAUAAAAAUCAUACAGUUAGAUUUUUUUUGCAUGAGAAGCUCAGAUAUCACAUUAUAAUGACAAGUAUAACCAUAGCCUGUUUCAGUGGGAGGAUUAGGUGUGUGUGUGGGGGGGGGGGGAAUGUUCUGAGUGGAUGUGGUGCGGUGUAUAUUUUCAGGUGGGAUGUGUUUUUGUCUUAUUCAUGUUUCUAAACAAAGCAUUUAUCACAGCCUGGCCAGCACAGGAGCCCUCGGCACUGUCUAACGUCGACUGGGUCGGGUGACUUCUGGAAGCAUGACUUUCUCAUGUAUGAAUGUACCACUGGUCGCCCAGUCUCUCUGUAUUAUUAUGACUGUGGUCACUUACAGUACCGUCUCUCAGACUGACAGGAUGAAUGGGUCGGGAGUCUGCGGGAUGGCGGGUGGGAAGGUGUGAAGUAAAGACGAACAGAGAACAGAUGGGAAAAGUUGCAUGACCACUGUGAAACCUUCAGAUCAAUCUUGUUUGUAACGAUGAUAUAUUUUUUCAUGGUGAAGAUCAGAAACACCCUGCUACUGCUCUCUCGCUCUUCCCUAAGACUUAUUCAGACAUCAAAAGGAAAAUUCAACCUCUCUCCUCGCACGGUUUCUCCUGUCUGAUUUUCUGUCAAUGAUGGAUUAACUUGGGCUGGGAGAUAAAUGGACUCACUGGGUGGAUCUGAGUGGAAAUCAGCCCUCAGAGCCCAGGCCAGAUCACAGUGGACAUAAAUACUGACUCAAGCUGGACCGAGGUCUGAGGGUAAACCAAUAAGAGAAACACACAGACUGGCACAAACGAGACAAGGUGUGUGUGGUAGCAUCAAAAAACACACACGCACACGUACAUUCACACAUAUACACAUACAUACACAGUCUUUGAUAAUGAAGCUGUUCCUCUGAAACUGCGAGAGCAUUCACGGACAUGACUAUAAAGGGAACAGCACAAAGAAAGAACAAGCAGAUGAGGGAGAUGGAGGGAGAGAAAGUGUGAGUGCGUCAUGGGAAUGAGACUUUAAUGUUGGGAAGCGAACACGAUGAGUAAGCACUGUGAACACACACACACACACACACACACACACACACAUACACACAUGAUGAUCCAUGUACAGACACACACUGACAGACAUGUAGAAAAGGACAUGGCAUGCACACACAUGCACGGGGUGACACACAAGAAAACGUGAACAAGGGGAAGCACUUCCUUCCCUGUUUUAUCUUAUUUUUGUAGCAUUUAAAAUCACUGUUAAUUACUCCUGUGUGGGAUGCAGUGAUGGGAUAUAGCCCGUGGAAGUUUUAAAAAAAAAUGUAUUCUUUUCUUCUAUUCCCCUGACGGUGUCCUUCUCUUCUUCUUCCUCUUCUUCUUCUUCUUCUUCUUCUUCUUCUCUGGUUUGUGAUCCAUGGUUGGUAGUGGUAGGAUGCCUCCAGGUCUGAGCGUCAUGUAUGAGUUUGUCUCCUUUUCUGUUUGUGCUGUUUUUGUGGAAGCUGACCUCAGUCAUUAAAGUCAGUCAGUCAAACACAGAAAUCAGAGCAAGGAGAGAAACACACAAAUAAAGAUUGUCUUUUUGUCUACUUAAAAACACAAGCCGAGUUUAAUUUCUUCAGUGGAGAUGUGAAUUAAUUUUCAUUUGAUAUGACAUGUAUUAAACUGCACCUGGGUUUUUAUUUAUUUAUUUUUUUUCCCGGUCUGUCUUCCUCUGACGUCAGAGUCUUGGGACAGUGAGCGCUGAGGUCUGCCAGUCAAAGCAUGAAAUUAUUCCAAUGAAAUCACCCUCUCCAAGCUUUAGCUGUUUCUCCCUCAGCGAUGUGACAGUUAAUCUGAACUGCUGACAACAUGGAGACUGAGUAGCUUGAUAGUCUUUCCUCUCUUGUUUCCAGCAGGGUGACCUACCACUGAUGGAUUCUUCAGUACAGUUUUGAGGUACAGUAUUUGAACUUUACUUGAGGAUUUUCAUGGUCUGAUAUUGUACACUUAAGAUGGAAAUGUUGUACUUUCUGGUAAUUCCAUUACAAUUAUUUUUUGGCUUUAGUUUACUUUUCAGUUGGGGAUAAAACAUAUAAAGCACACUGUUUAAGAAGUAACCAUGGAUUCCCAGCAGUUACAGAAAACUGUGUAGCCUCUCGCCACAUUUUACAUGUUUAUGAAAGUAUUUCCAUCCACCUGUUUUGAUGCAUAUUUUCAAUUUGUGCAUAAAACAUAACCUGAUACUUGAAAUUUGAAAAAGUCAAAAUAUUGCAAAAAUGUUUUUCUGUAUGUGGAAAAGUUGGCGCUGACUUUUUGUAAAACUAACGUUCCUUAAAUAACAAACGGCAUGUUUCCAUCACAGUUUCCACCUUUUGAGGUUUGACUGG
Monopterus albus (swamp eel) is the source of this 4610-nucleotide messenger RNA. It is a transcript of the gene efna2a, whose product is annotated as ephrin-A2a. Gene Ontology annotation, molecular function: ephrin receptor binding. Gene Ontology annotation, cellular component: plasma membrane. Gene Ontology annotation, biological process: osteoclast differentiation; ephrin receptor signaling pathway; axon guidance. The record is from RefSeq and is a predicted model, not a curated record. The transcript has 4 exons. NCBI's taxonomy places the organism in Eukaryota, Metazoa, Chordata, Actinopteri, Synbranchiformes, Synbranchidae. Bases 921 to 1547 code for a protein of 208 amino acids.